AUGGGUUGCAACACCACUGGCCUAGACAUUUUCACGUUAUCUGAAUUCAAUGUGACGACUUUGCCCCUAAACUCCAAGUUUGAACCUUUCCCAACUCCACUCAGGAUAUUACUGGCAAUAAUAAUGAUAGUGAUGAUUGCUAUUGCUUUUUUAGGCAAUGCCAUUGUAUGCCUUAUUGUUUAUCAGAAGCCAGCCAUGCGAUCAGCCAUCAAUCUUCUCCUGGCAACACUGGCAUUCUCUGACAUUAUGUUAUCACUCUUCUGCAUGCCAUUCACUGCAGUCACAAUUAUUACUGGAAGCUGGUACUUUGGGACGCAGUUUUGCCAGAUCUCAGCCAUGCUGUACUGGUUUUUUGUGCUGGAAGGUGUUGCCAUUCUACUAAUCAUUAGCGUUGAUCGAUUUCUAAUUAUUGUGCAGCGGCAGGAUAAGUUGAACCCACACAAAGCCAAGAUAAUGAUUGCCACUUCUUGGGUAUUGUCAUUCUGCAUCUCCUUUCCUUCGGUGGUUGGAUGGACUUCGGUGGAGGUGCCCACCCGAGCUCCACAGUGUGUACUGGGAUAUACUGAGUUUUCAGCUGAUAGAGCAUAUGCAGUCAUGCUGGUUGUAGCUGUGUUCUUCAUUCCUUUCAGUGUAAUGCUAUACUCUUAUCUGUGCAUUCUGAACACAGUGAGAAGGAACUCUGUUAGGAUUCAUAACCAUGCAGACAGUCUAUGCCUAAGCCAAGUAAGCAAGUUAGGGUUGGUGGGGCUUCAAAAGCCUCAUCAAAUGAACGUGGACAUGAGUUUCAAAACGAGAGCCUUCACCACCAUUUUGAUUCUUUUUAUUGGAUUUUCCCUGUGUUGGCUUCCUCACUCUGUGUUCAGCCUACUCUCAGUGUUCAGCAGAACAUUUUAUUACAGCUCCUCAUUCUACAUCAUCAGCACAUGCAUCUUGUGGCUUACUUACCUCAAGUCUGUUUUCAACCCAGUCAUCUAUUGCUGGAGAAUCAGGAAGUUCCGUGAAGCAUGCAUGGAGUUCAUACCUAAAACUUUCAAGAUCCUUCCUAAAGUUCCAGGAAGGGCUAAGAGAAGGAUAAGGCCCAGCACUAUCUAUGUUUGUAGUGAACACCAAUCAGAGGUUUAGGAAAAAACAUAUCGGGUAUAUUUGUUUCGAGCAUAGAAUCAUUUAUGUUUUCCACAGGGCAAUGAUAACAGAUGGCCAGGUCCAACCACUUUCAAUAAGGUCACUUCUGCCCUGUUCGCCCCUGUGCUCAAUGAGAGGAGCAGUGGCAAGUAAGCACAUUGCCCAAUAUGGGUGAGGUGUAGAGGAAGGUGGGAGAAACGUCUUUGUUUACAUCAAAUUGAUUGCAAGCUACUUAGCAUAGACAUUGCAACAGAGCUUGCAAAUUGUUAUGCUAAACGUUGUGCAAUAUGUUAGAUUAUAAUGUACUUGACACAGUGAACCUAAGCAGUUCUACAGUAUGCAGAACUGGGACAUCCAACUGAAGCUUGGCCUGAGUCCCAUCACCAUAAAACACAGUACUGAAAUUAAUAUUCUUUUCAACAUUUCUUUCUGAGUUAACUAUAUGUGUCUUUAUUCACACUCUUUUCACCAUUGAUUCUGUCACAUUGUGUUUCUUUUUCUAUUGAUUGACACAGCAUAUUUUAAGUGCUGUCUGUAUUACCUUUAUUGAAUAAAAAUAUCUCCUGCCUCUUGUCAUGACUAA
Messenger RNA from Pelobates fuscus (common spadefoot toad), 1705 nucleotides. RefSeq names its product G protein-coupled receptor 45 (gene GPR45). Bases 1 to 1122 code for a protein of 373 amino acids. Gene Ontology annotation, molecular function: G protein-coupled receptor activity. The transcript has a single exon. The record is from RefSeq and is a predicted model, not a curated record. Gene Ontology annotation, biological process: G protein-coupled receptor signaling pathway. NCBI's taxonomy places the organism in Eukaryota, Metazoa, Chordata, Amphibia, Anura, Pelobatidae. Gene Ontology annotation, cellular component: membrane.